AUGCCGAAGCGGAGUCAGCUGCUGCAGGCCCUGGACCACUACAAGGGCCGGGAUUACGACGCCGAGAAGCAGAAGAAGCUCGUUCGGGCUGCGAAGAAGAAGAAGGCGGCGAAGCAGGCUGAUCCCGCGGAAGAUGUUACGCCACAGGUUGAAUCGGAAAAAGUGAAGAAGGCGGAGGAAGCCGAGGAGAGCGACGAGGAAAGUGACGAACAGUCUGAAGACAACGCCGAAGAAAAGAGCGACGACGAACACAACGAGAACGAGGAAGAAGAGGAAGAUGACGAGGAAGAGGAGGAAGAAGAUAUCCCCCUGUCAGACCUCUCCGACGACGAAAGAGAAGAUGUCAUCCCGCACCAGCGUCUCACAAUCAACAACUCCGCCGCCAUCACCUCCUCCCUCAAGCGCAUCUCCUUCAUCAACUCCAACACCGCCUUCUCCGAGCACAACUCGCUGGUCUCGACCGAGCCCAUCGACGUUCCCGACCCCAACGACGACCUGGCCCGCGAACUCGCCUUCUACAAAGUGUGCCAGGCCGCCGCCACCACCGCCCGCGGCCUGCUGAAGAAGGAGGGUGUGCCCUUCACCCGCCCCGGCGACUACUUCGCCGAGAUGGUCAAGACCGACGAGCACAUGGACAAGAUCAAGAAGAAGCUGUACGACGAGGCCGCCGCCAAGAAGGCCGCCGCCGAGGCCCGCAAGCAGCGCGAUCUCAAGAAGUUCGGAAAGCAGGUCCAGGUGGCUAAGCUGCAGCAGCGUGCGAAGGAGAAGCGCGAGACUCUGGAGAAGAUCAAUGCCUUGAAGAAGAAGCGGAAAGCAGACACGUCGGGCCCGACCGACGACUCCGGUGACCUGUUCGACGUCAGCAUCGACGACGCCAACCAGGCUGGCAGCCGGAAGCGCAGCCGCACCACCGAGAAGGGCGGCCCGUCGCUGAAGCGCCAGAAGAAGAACGAGAAGUACGGCUUCGGCGGGAAGAAGCGACAUGCGAAGAGCGGCGAUGCGCUCUCCAGCGGUGACCUGCGGAACUUCUCGGUGAAGAAGAUGAAGGGUGGCGCUAAACGACCUGGAAAGAGCAAGAGAGCGGCGGCAAAGGGACGUGUAUGA
Messenger RNA from Aspergillus terreus NIH2624, 1104 nucleotides. Its product is annotated as EBP2 family rRNA-processing protein. Gene Ontology annotation, biological process: rRNA processing; ribosomal large subunit biogenesis. The record is from RefSeq and is a predicted model, not a curated record. The transcript has 3 exons. Gene Ontology annotation, cellular component: nucleolus; nuclear periphery; preribosome, large subunit precursor. Bases 1 to 1104 code for a protein of 367 amino acids. NCBI's taxonomy places the organism in Eukaryota, Fungi, Ascomycota, Eurotiomycetes, Eurotiales, Aspergillaceae.